CUUUCGGUUUCUGUUUCCUAUGGAGAAUUUUUAAAAACCCCCUUGUCUGUUAGUUCAUAUUUUGUAUUCAGAUCGUCUGCUUUCUAGAGAAGGAAAAAAGGGGUGGCGAGAAAAAAAGUCUCCAGGACUGGGUGAGGAAAAAGUACAUGAGAAAUCACCAAAGCUAAAGCAAGGGACGAGAGUUCUAACUCUUAGCAAGUUCUCAUAGAAGCAGCUUUCUUACUAGCUCUAAAAGACCUCUUCUUCCGAUUUUACAAUCAAGGAAAAGUAACAUCCUAGACAUGGCUCCAGAGAUCCACAUGUCAGACCCUGUGUGCCUCAUUGAGAACUUUAAUGAGCAUCUGAAGGUUAAUCAGGAAGCUUUGGAGAUCCUGUCUGCCAUUACGCAGCCUGUGGUGGUCGUGGCGAUCGUGGGCCUCUAUCGCACUGGCAAAUCCUACCUGUUGAACAAGCUGUCUGGGAAGAACAAGGGCUUCUCUGUUGCAUCUACGGUGCAGUCUCAUACCAAGGGAAUCUGGAUAUGGUGUAUGCCUCAUCCCAACAGGCCAAAUCACACAUUAGUUCUGCUUGACACUGAGGGCCUGGGAGAUGUAGAAAAGGCUGACAACAAGAAUGAUAUCCAAAUAUUUGCACUGGCACUCUUACUGAGCAGCACUUUUGUGUACAAUACCAUGAACAAAAUCGAUCAAGGAGCUAUAGACCUACUGCACAAUGUGACAGAACUGACAGAUCUGCUCAAGGCAAGAACCUCACCUGACCUUGACAGGGUUGAAGAUGCUGCUGACUCUGAGAGCUUCUUUCCAGAUUUAGUGUGGACUCUGAGAGAUUUCUGCUUAGACCUGGAAAUAGAUGGGCAACUCAUCACAGCAGAUGCAUAUCUGGAGAAUUCACUGAGGCCAAAGCAAGGUAGUGAUCAAAGAGUUCAAAACUUCAAUUUGCCCCGUCUGUGUAUACAGAAGUUCUUUCCAAAAAAGAAAUGCUUUAUCUUUGACUUACCUGCUCACCAAAAGAAGCUUGCCCAACUUGAAACACUGCCUGAUGAUGAGCUAGAGCAUGAAUUUGUGCAACAAGUGGCAGAAUUCUGUUCCUACAUCUUCAGCCAUUCUAUGACCAAGACUCUUCCAGGUGGCAUCAAAGUCAAUGGAUCUCGUCUAAAGAACUUGGUGCUGACCUAUGUCAAUGGCAUCAGCAGUGGGGAUCUGCCUUGCAUAGAGAACACAGUCCUGGCCUUGGCCCAAAUAGAGAACUCAGCCGCAGUGCAAAAGGCUGUUGCUCACUAUGACCAGCAGAUGGGCCAGAAGGUGCAGCUGCCCACGGAAACUCUCCAGGAGCUGCUGGACCUGCACAGGGACAGUGAGAGGGAGGCCAUUGAAGUCUUCAUGAAGAACUCUUUCAAGGAUGUGGACCAAAGUUUCCAGAAAGAAUUGGAGACUCUACUAGAUGCAAAGCGGAAUGACAUUUGUAAACAGAACUUGGAAGCAUCCUCGGAUCGCUGCUCUGCUUUACUUACGGAUAUUUUUGGUCCUCUAGAAGAAGCAGUGAAGCAGGGAAUUUAUUCUAAACCAGGGGGCCAUAAUCUCUUCAUUCAGAAAAUGGAAGAGCUGAAGACAAAGUACUAUCAGGAGCCUAGGAAAGGAAUACAGGCUGAAGAAGUUCUACAGAAAUAUUUAAAGUCCAAGAAGUCUGUGAGUGAUGCAAUAUUACAAGCCGACCAGGCUCUCACGGAGAAGGAAAAAAAGAUGAAAGAGGAACAAGUGAAAGCAGAGGCUGCAAAGGCUAACGCAAGAAGGUUGGAGGAGAUUCAAAAGUGGAACCAGCAUAUGAUGCAGCAGCGGGAGAGAGUCCAUCAGGAACAAGUGAGACAAAUGGAGAGAGAAAAACAAAAUUGGCUGGCAGAGCUACAGAGGACGCAGGAACAACGGAUGCAGGAACAAGCUGCACAGCUUACAGCAACAUUCGAAGCUGAAAACAGAAGACUUCACCAUGAGCUCCAGCAUGUCCAGAGGAAUGUUAAUUGUGACGAUCCAUGUGUCUUACUCUAAAGUGCUAAAUGUGGGAGCUUCCUUUUUUGACUCUGUCCCUGAUGACACAACGGAAUAAGAAACUACAGAACUCGGGACAAUCAACAUUUAAAUAAACUUUAUAAUUAUUUUUUCAAACUUUCA
Messenger RNA from Cebus imitator (Panamanian white-faced capuchin), 2165 nucleotides. It is a transcript of the gene GBP5, whose product is annotated as guanylate binding protein 5. Gene Ontology annotation, molecular function: GTP binding; GTPase activity. The record is from RefSeq and is a predicted model, not a curated record. NCBI's taxonomy places the organism in Eukaryota, Metazoa, Chordata, Mammalia, Primates, Cebidae. The transcript has 11 exons. The coding region runs from base 282 to 2042 and encodes 586 amino acids.